GUCCCAAAUGGAGAUUAGAGCGUUUUCAUCAAAGUCAAUAAUACUCUCUUUCUGUACAUGUAAUAUUGUAAAUAAAAUAAAAAUACUGGAAUGCAGGUAUGAGACUGACAACAAAUGCACACUCUGCAAUGUAUGAUUGGAUAAGCAAGUUCAAGGCAUGCAAGGAGAGCAAUACGCACUUGAAUAUCCUAUUUGAUUCCUUUUUCUCUUUUCCUACAGAAAAAAAAAAUAUGAUAAAAUCAACAUCAAAAAUAGUAGCUUUGAAUUUUUUUCAUAGAGUAACUUCUUCUCAACAGAUACUCAAAAGAACCCAUACAACUACACUCAUGACAGGCACAGCUAGUGAUUUUGGUGGUCGUUUAAGACUAGGUGAAGAAAAGUAUUGUGAAAAAUACAGUACACCUUUUAAGCAACCCUUCCAACGUGUAUUGGACUCCAUUUCAAAAGAGACAAAGGAGACACUUAGCAAUCCUCACAUGAUGGUGAGUGAAGUACAAGCCAGACUACUCAAGGAGUUAGUUGCUUUGAUGAGACCUACUCGUGUGCUUGAGAUUGGUGGCUUUACAGGUUAUUCAGCUGUUGCUAUGGCUUCUGCUUUACAACCCAAUACAAAGAUCGUCUCAUUAGAAUUGGAUCCUAAGCAUAUUGAGAUUGCUAAAAGACAGAUUAGUUCUGCUGGUUUACAAGACAAGAUUGAGUUUAUUCAAGGUCCUGCGAACGAAAGUCUAUUGAACUUGGCAGGUACUCAAUAUGACUUCAUUUUCUUAGGUAAGUCAAUGUGUGUGUAUGUGUGUGUGUAUAUGCUUGACACGUCAUUAGAUGCUGAUAAGGGCGGAUAUAUCCAUUAUUUUGAUACAAUCAUGGAGCAUCACUUGUUAUCUGAUCAAGGUGUCCUUAUUGUCGAUAAUGUCUUGUAUUUUGGACAAGUUCAUAAGUCAAUCCCGGGAUUCAGUCAUGAAAAUGAGCCAGUAACAACAGAAGCUUCCAAGAAUAUCAAAAAAGUAGCUUCCAAAGUACACAAAUUCAAUGAACACAUUGCUAAUGAUACAAGAGUUGAGUCUACUAUUUUGCCCAUCUUUGAUGGUAUCACCAUUAUCAGAAAGAAAUAAAUAAAUAAAAACAGUGUGUGUUCCUGGGGUUUAAUU
Gilbertella persicaria is the source of this 1145-nucleotide messenger RNA. RefSeq names its product O-methyltransferase-domain-containing protein. The record is from RefSeq and is a predicted model, not a curated record. Gene Ontology annotation, molecular function: S-adenosylmethionine-dependent methyltransferase activity; O-methyltransferase activity. The coding region runs from base 99 to 1109 and encodes 336 amino acids. NCBI's taxonomy places the organism in Eukaryota, Fungi, Mucoromycota, Mucoromycetes, Mucorales, Choanephoraceae. The transcript is spliced from 3 exons.